Messenger RNA from Fusarium redolens, 1646 nucleotides. Its product is annotated as major facilitator superfamily domain-containing protein. Gene Ontology annotation, biological process: tripeptide transport; dipeptide transport; transmembrane transport. NCBI's taxonomy places the organism in Eukaryota, Fungi, Ascomycota, Sordariomycetes, Hypocreales, Nectriaceae. Gene Ontology annotation, molecular function: allantoate transmembrane transporter activity; dipeptide transmembrane transporter activity. The coding region runs from base 70 to 1587 and encodes 505 amino acids. Gene Ontology annotation, cellular component: plasma membrane. The transcript is spliced from 5 exons. The record is from RefSeq and is a predicted model, not a curated record.
UGUCAUUGCCCCCAUCAUGUUCGUCGCUUCAAAAGUAUAUAAUAUUUCCCACAGCGUCCCUUCGAAGCUAUGGUAAAGGACGUCACAAGAAUUUCAACCUCCAUCUACGUCGCCGACGAUGUGGUCGAUUCUGACAACGCUGAUCUGGCUUUGAAGGUUCUACGUGAUGUAGAAGCUGAGGAUCUGGUUAUCGAUGAUGAAACGGCCAGGCAGCUCCUCAAGAAGAUCGAUCGCCACAUGAUGCCAGUUCUCUGCGUUGUCUACGGACUCAACUUUCUCGACAAAACGACCUUGACCUAUGCAUCCAUCAUGGGCUUGACAGCCCCUCAUUCUGAAGGUGGUAUUGGUCUUCACGGUCAGCAAUAUAGCUGGCUUGCCAGCAUUUUCUACUUUGGUUAUCUCAUUGGCGAGUGGCCUACAACUAGGCUAUUGCAAUACUUCCCACUCGGCAAAUACCUAGCGUUCAACAUUAUCGCCUGGGGCUCGAUACUAUGUUGCUUCCCCGCCGCAACCAGCUUCGGCGGCGCCCUCGCUCUUCGUUUCUUGCUCGGCCUUCUCGAGUCAUCAGUAACACCCGGCUUUGCCCUUCUUACAUCCCAGUGGUACACGGCAACUGAGCAAGGCUUGCGGGUCAACCUUUGGUUCAGCUUCAAUGGAGUCGCUCAGAUAUUUGGGGGGAUAGUGGCAUAUGGCAUCAGCAAGAGCACAAAGACAUAUGAGCCUGCCAUUCAACCCUGGAAGAUCAUCUUCCUCGUUUGUGGGUUGAUUACAGUUUUCUUUGGUCUGUUCUUUCUCUGGAUCAUGCCUGAUAAUCAGACCAAUGCUCGGUGGCUUUCACCUCAGGACCGACUUCUAUGUAUCCAGCGCAUUAAGGCGAAUCAGCAAGGUAUCGGCAACCGUCAGUGGAAGAGAUGUCAGGCCCUCGAGGCAGUCACAGAUCCACUCGCUUGGUCCUUUGUGGUCUACUCCCUGUUCUCCAUGAUCCCGAAUGGAGGCAUGACGAACUUCUUCUCACCGCUAAUUAGCUCCUUUGGAUAUACUCCUGAGCAAGCGUUACUCUAUGGAGCACCAGGCGGAGCUGUCCAGAUUGUAAGCUUGCUUCUUUCCGGUUAUUUGGGAGAUCGGUAUCAUAAUCGUCUUCUCGUCAGCUCCAUUGGCCUUCUCAUCGCCAUUAUCGGAAUGAGCUUGAUCGCAUUUCUCCCGGAAGACAUGAAAGUCGGAAGGUUGGCUGGGUUUUAUUUAAACCAAACCGCCAUCUGUCCUUUUGUCGCCCUCCUGUCUCUUAUUUCCACCAAUGUCGCAGGGUAUACCAAAAAGACCACCGUCGCUUCUAUGUACCUGAUAGCAUACUGCGUAGGCAACAUCAUUGGACCCCAGACAUUUCGAGGCUCGAGCUGGAAGCCUGCUGAGUUUACGUUCAUUGGUUGUUACGUGAUUUGCUUCUUUGACGUGCUACUUGUUCGUUGGUAUUGCCUGAGGUUAAAUCGCGCCAAGGUCUUGAAUGGUUCAGAGGAGGGGGCAGGGGGAAAUAGGCAGUGGCUUGACUUGACUGAUCGCGAGAACCCGGACUUCCGGUAUCGAGUGUAAGAUGCAGACAUUGGAGCAUAGGGGGACGGCUGGAAAUGACAUUGGAGAUACGGCACUGU